AGGUCCCGUACCAGCAGCUGCGCCGCCGGAAGUGUCGUAAAAGCAAGGCGGAAGCGCUGCGUCCUGACUGCCGGCGGCACCCUCCCUUUACGGCCGGGGGUGAGCGGAGCUCGGGAGACGGGCCGGGCUGGGGCUGAGUGAUGCGGGACCGGGCUGCGUGUGCAUAACGCGGCCGUGUCUCUCCUCUCAGGAUGGCUGACGCACCGUCGGGGCCUAGCGUGCUCUCCCACUACCCCGGGGCCGGCCUCGCCCUGCCGGGAGACGAGCAACAGGAGGACGGGGAGGAAGAGGAGGAAGGUCGGUAUGACACGCCGCCGCCAAGGAGCGAGGCGUCCGAGGGCCCGAAGGGCCACCGCCGCCACCACCACCGUCACCACCACCAGCAGCUCAACGGCCUGAUCGGGCCCGACCUGCGGCACCUCAAGGCCCUGAAGGGCAAGCUCCCCCCGCACGAUGGCCGGACUGCCGCCCCCAACGGGCUGGAGCGCGUGCCGAGCUCGGCCGAGGACGCCCUGCCCUCCCGCAUGGCCGGCUGCACGCUGCGGGGGGACGGCGACGACGGCACCAUACGAUACGUCCGCUAUGAGUCCGAGCUCCAGAUGCCCGAUAUCAUGAGACUGAUCACCAAGGAUCUGUCCGAGCCCUACUCCAUAUACACCUACAGAUACUUCAUCCACAACUGGCCGCAGCUCUGCUUCCUGGCCGUGGUAGGAGAAGAGUGUGUGGGUGCCAUUGUCUGCAAGCUGGAUAUGCACAAAAAGAUGUUCCGAAGAGGUUAUAUAGCCAUGUUAGCAGUGGAUUCCAAGUACAGAAGAAAGGGCAUUGGUACAAAUUUGGUGAAGAAAGCUAUUUAUGCCAUGGUUGAAGGGGAUUGUGAUGAGGUUGUCCUGGAAACAGAAAUCACAAACAAGUCUGCUUUGAAACUUUAUGAAAACCUUGGCUUUGUGCGAGAUAAACGCCUGUUCAGAUACUAUUUAAAUGGAGUUGAUGCACUGCGUCUUAAACUGUGGUUGCGUUAAGACAAGAUGGUCGCACCGAGGAACAAAUCCCCAUUCGAUGCUUGUUCAGGAUCUCACUUCCAUGCAGCUCUCCAAUCAGUAUCCCAUUGCGUGUCGCACUAUUUGUUGCACUAUGGCAUGGCGCGUAUGUCCUGAAUUCAAACGGAUUCUUUCCUUGACAUCAAGAAGACUUAUUUGGUACCGGAGAGAUGUGCCAGUUGCUAGCCAAGACCUAUUCAUUCAUUUGCAAAUCUACUGACUGUUUGUUAUAUUGAAAAAAAAAGAUGGGGGAAAAAAAAUAUGAACAUUUUAUCAGAAAAUGUGAGCGCUAUAAUCUUUGGUUCUCUGGGGAGGGGGGUGGGGUGGAAUUACAGCAGCCAAUGACAAUUGUGAAAUUCUGUACCUGUGCUAACAUUACUACAAAUCUUGCCAUAGUUUUCUGAGGAAGGCAUAAACUAAAUUUUUUAUUUUCUCUAUAUUGAAUUUUCCAUUCUUAAAUCUUGGUACCUCAGUGAAUAGUAAAUUUAAAGAAAGAAAAGUGUUUUUUUUUGUUUUGUUUUUUUUGUUUAUUUUUUAGGGUGGGCUGUAUUAAGAAAGGAACAGUAUUUGCGUUUGCCAGUGCCUGUACAAAUAAGUAUGUUUGUCUAGUAAAAUGCAUGCUUUCCUUUUAUACCCCUUUCCAUUGUAUCAUGAAAGGAAGUUCAUCUGUGUUUUUAUUUAAAAUUCUGAAAGUAAAUUAUUUCAAAUGGGCUUUAUAUAUAUAUAUAUAUAUAUAUAUAUAUAUAUAUAUAUAUAAUUUUUUUUGUAAUUGACACUUUUCUAGUUCUUAUUGCAUUUAAUGGUGUAAGCUAUCAAGGGAAUUUAAACGAAUCAUUCAGCUGCUAAAAAAAAAAAAAAAAAAAAAAAAGUAAACAAUACUAUUGAAUCUAUGCUGGUUCUGGAUGCACUUUUCUUUAGGAGCUUGGGAUUUUAAAUAAAUUAUUGUAAAUUGGUAUGGUUUUAUUUAAAAUGGAUGUAGCUCUAAAGAACCGCUCUAGUAUAUAUAUAUCCUUAUUUUUUAAUAAAUUUCUUUUCUUGAUUUGACUUGCGCUUUCAGCUACAUGUUCUAAAUUUUAUUUAACUCCUCCAUAGUACUUGACCUAGGAAAUAAAUAAAAAUAUAAUAUAAUGCAGCUAAAUGUAUUUAAUUUUACCAUAGAGGGGGGAUAACUUUACAGAUACAGGGUUUAUAGUAGGUUUGCAUGAACAAAUAUUUACAUAAUUGUCACAUUUUUACAUUUGUCCAUUUUUUUUUUCCCUAAUUUUUUUUUUUUCGUAGUAAGAGUAUUUUGAUUUUUCCAUAUCGAUUCUUCAUCGUAAGAAAGAAAAGUAUUUGUAGAAUCCCUGCUGUUAAUCUCUAGAUUUAUAUUGGCCUUACUGCUGUAUUACAGGUUUUUUGUUUUAUGUGGUUAGCGUUAAAACCACUUCCCGAUAACCGUUUUUCAUUUUAUUUGUGGUAUUUAAAUGUCUAAGACAAAACUGUUCCAUACAAUUAUUAUUUCAGCUGUAAUACUAGCGAGCAAUGAUCAGGUCUGCUUACGUGGAGCUUAUUUUGGUCUACAAUAAUUACUCAUCUAUUUCAUUGGUUAGUCAACACAAAGGGGCAGAUUCAAUUAGCUGCUGGACUUACUGAUCGGCUGCAGCUCUGCCUGGAACUAUUCAGUUACUGUCACUACCCUGCGUGGUAAGCCUCAGAGGGUCAACUUAAUGCAGAUUUAUUUUUUUUACGUAGCCUCAGGAGCUGCAAGAAAAUAAAUCGGCAUUAAGUGCACCAUCUGGUGCUUACCGUGUGGGGUAACUCUAAAGCUUCGGGCAUUUAACUCGGGAGCUAUGGGUUAACACACGUAAAAAAAAUGUAACGUUUUUGGAUAGCUCCCAUGUUAAACCUGGAGCUGCAGCUAUGCUGUAAGUCCUGCAUGCAGGUAAUUGAAUCUCCCCCAUAAAAUGCAUUUUUUUUCAGUCUUGUAUUCUGCACAUUUGUCUCUAAUUUUCUGCAGUGUUUAUAAUCCAUAUUAAAUAAGAGAGGUCUCCAGGGUAUGUUUGACAUCAAAAGGGUGUGUGUUUUUUUUUUUUUUUUUUUCUUCUGCUUUUUGUCCUGAUUUCGUUGACCUGUCUCCAAACUAAGUUUGUAUUAUACGUUAGUGUUCUGAUUAAAUCCUGAAAACCAGUUAAUUUCACACCUUGCUGAAAGAGUACAGUCACUAUUCAGUACACAUCUGCAUACUUGGUAAUACUGUAAUGUCAUUACAUUUUAAGACUUGUGGUGACUCGCUGCACUUGAAAUGCGUUAGGAAACUGGUCUGCAAAAUAUCAUUUGUUUAUCUCAAUGUUGGACUGAUAACUCGAUUACACGAUGUUGUGUUCUUUUCAUCUGCCUUAAUCCUUUUCAGUGCUGAAUGACCACAAAGCGUCAUGGAGCUCCUUUCAAGCACUGAUGAUUGGUUGAUGACUUUAGUGCUAUCGGAGGCUGCAGAACGCCGCGUCGCAAUGUUUUACAUGCCAUAUUUAGCACUGAAGCUUUAGAUGAAACUUUAAUUGGGGUUGUUAAAUGUGUGAGCUGUAAAAUAAAAAUGGUUCUGUUUAUGUAUUGUGCUCUACAUAA
Messenger RNA from Pseudophryne corroboree (corroboree frog), 3638 nucleotides. It is a transcript of the gene NAA30, whose product is annotated as N-alpha-acetyltransferase 30, NatC catalytic subunit. Bases 192 to 1019 code for a protein of 275 amino acids. Gene Ontology annotation, cellular component: NatC complex. Gene Ontology annotation, biological process: N-terminal peptidyl-methionine acetylation. Gene Ontology annotation, molecular function: protein-N-terminal amino-acid acetyltransferase activity. The transcript is spliced from 4 exons. The record is from RefSeq and is a predicted model, not a curated record. Lineage: Eukaryota; Metazoa; Chordata; Amphibia; Anura; Myobatrachidae.